GCGCCGUUACGUUUUCCGGCAUUUAAAGUGAGGACAAGCAAAAAAAAAAAAGAUUCCCCUAAUCUUCCUGAUUUUCACUGCUCGCUCUCCAGCUUCCCAAACCUCUCAGAUGGCAGGAAAAGGUGGAAAGGGGCUUUUGGCGGCGAAAACAACCGCAGCAAACAAGGACAAGGACAAGAAGCGUCCGAUUUCUCGGUCAUCUCGUGCCGGAAUUCAGUUCCCAGUGGGCCGUAUCCACCGUCACCUCAAGACGAGGGCAUCUGCACAUGGAAGAGUUGGUGCCACAGCUGCCGUAUAUUUGGCCUCCAUCCUCGAGUACCUAACUGCGGAGGUUCUGGAGUUGGCCGGAAACGCGAGCAAGGAUCUGAAAGUAAAGAGAAUCACUCCAAGGCAUCUGCAGCUUGCUAUUAGGGGUGAUGAAGAGCUGGACACCCUUAUCAAGGGUACCAUUGCUGGAGGUGGUGUCAUCCCUCACAUCCACAAGUCCUUAAUCAACAAAACUACCAAGGAUUAGACAUGUCUGAUUUUAACUAGAUGGUACGACUUUCCAGUAAUUAUAGUACGUGUUUAAUGACUGCGUUUCAUUGUAAACUUCAUUUAAUGUGUUUAGGAUAUUUGGUCAGUGACUCAUAUGUUGUAGUUCUCUAGAAUUGUUCCUUUGAGCUUGUGAUCUUUGUUGGUUCCCCUAGAUAUAUUGUGUCAUUCUAGCA
Hibiscus syriacus is the source of this 710-nucleotide messenger RNA. Its product is annotated as histone H2A variant 1-like. The transcript is spliced from 3 exons. Bases 110 to 514 code for a protein of 134 amino acids. The record is from RefSeq and is a predicted model, not a curated record. Lineage: Eukaryota; Viridiplantae; Streptophyta; Magnoliopsida; Malvales; Malvaceae. Gene Ontology annotation, molecular function: DNA binding; structural constituent of chromatin; protein heterodimerization activity. Gene Ontology annotation, cellular component: nucleosome.